This is a messenger RNA of Anthostomella pinea, 477 nucleotides long. The record is from the annotation of a GenBank genome assembly. Lineage: Eukaryota; Fungi; Ascomycota; Sordariomycetes; Xylariales; Xylariaceae.
AUGAAGCUCUUAGCACGACUCCAAUCGCAAAGCUUGCCUUAUCACCCUCGAGAUGCCUUCACGGUCUUCCACCCCCAACCGUUCUGCGCCGUUUUCUUCUCCGCGUCGUCGCCUGCGUUCCGCUGUCCGCCGCCGCCUCCAGUUGCUUGCUCGGCCGCCUUCGGCCUGAGCAUAUUCGCUCUCAACAUCUGCUCCACAGCAUCAGAAUCCUUGGAACGUCACUUCCUCGAGGCCUCUGAGCUCGCCGAGGAUCCUCAGCCCGGGCAACUGCACGACUUCGUCCUACAUUGUUGGUCGACCCUCGAGUUGGAUGUGCAGCCUGCGAAGUCCUGCUAUGCUAUGAAGCAUCUGGGAUCCCCGAAGAGCUACCUUAGCUUCCGACCAGCUGUGAAGGGUGUAGAUGAACUGUGUGACCAAGGGCCAUUUCGGGGAGACGCCAUGUCAGAUGCUAGUGGGCUUAUCGGUAUCCUACAUUAG